AUGGACUCGCGGGUGUCGGAGCUGUUCGGCGGCUGCUGCCGGCCGGCGGGCGGCGGCGCGGGCGGGGCGCUGCGCGGGCGCGGGGGGGCCGCGCCCGGCGGCGGCGGCGGCUCCAAGGCGAAGAAGAAGAACGGCCGGAGCCGGGGGGCCAAGGCCAACAACCCGCCGUACCUGCCGCCCGAGGCAGAAGAUGGGAACAUCGAGUACAAGCUAAAGCUAGUGAAUCCUUCACAAUAUCGCUUUGAGCACCUGGUGACACAGAUGAAGUGGCGACUACAAGAAGGCCGUGGUGAGGCUGUCUAUCAGAUUGGCGUGGAGGACAACGGGUUGCUGGUGGGCCUCUCAGAAGAGGAGAUGCGUGCCUCACUCAAGACACUGCGUCGUAUGGCAGAGAAAGUUGGGGCAGACAUCACGGUGCUCCGGGAGAGGGAGGUCGAUUAUGACAGCGAUGUUCCAAGGAAGAUAACAGAAGUCCUUGUCCGAAAGGUGCCUGACAACCAGCAGUUCUUAGACCUGCGAGUGGCUGUGUUGGGGAAUGUGGACUCAGGGAAGUCAACUCUUUUGGGUGUCCUGACACAAGGAGAGCUAGACAAUGGGAGGGGCAGAGCACGCCUCAACCUCUUCCGGCAUCUCCAUGAAAUCCAAUCAGGAAGAACGUCAAGUAUCAGCUUUGAGAUCCUUGGCUUCAACAGCAAAGGAGAGGUGGUGAAUUACAGUGACUCCCGGACAGCAGAAGAGAUCUGUGAGAGUUCCUCCAAGAUGAUCACUUUCAUUGAUCUGGCUGGCCACCACAAGUACCUGAAAACAACAAUCUUUGGCCUCACCAGCUACUGCCCAGAUUUUGCUAUGUUGGUGGUUAGUGCCAACACUGGCAUUGCAGGCACAACACGAGAGCACUUGGGCUUGGCAAUGGCCCUCAAGGUCCCCUUCUUCAUCGUCGUCAGCAAAGUUGACUUGUGUUCAAAAGCCACUGUGGAACGGACAGUGAAACAGCUGGAGCGAAUCCUGAAGCAGCCAGGCUGCAACAAGCUCCCCCUGCUUGUGAACUCAGAUGACGAUGCUGUCACAGCAGCACAGCAGUUUGCACAAUCUCCCAACAUUACCCCAAUCUUCACCCUGUCCAGCGUUUCUGGGGAGAACCUAGAUCUCUUGAAAGUCUUCCUCAACAUCCUUCCUCCACUGACCAACAGUAAAGAACAGGAGGAACUAAUGCAGCAGCUUACGGAGUUUCAGGUCGAUGAAAUCUAUACUGUGCCAGAGGUGGGGACUGUUGUGGGAGGAACUCUGUCGAGUGGGAUCUGCCGAGAAGGGGAGAACCUGGUGGUGGGUCCCACUGAUGACGGGAAGUUCCUCCGGCUGAAGGUGUGCAGCAUCCAGCGUAACCGCUCAGCCUGCCGUGUGCUGCGGGCAGGGCAGGCAGCCACGCUGGCCCUUGGGCCCUUUGACCGCUCCCUGCUGCGCAAGGGCAUGGUGAUGGUGAGCCCAGAAAUGAACCCCACCAUCUGCUCAGUGUUUGAAGCCGAGAUUGUGCUGUUGUUCCAUGCCACGACUUUCCGGAAGGGGUUUCAGGUGACGGUGCAUGUGGGAAAUGUGCGGCAGACUGCUAUUGUAGAGAAGAUCCACGGAAAGGACAAGCUGCGGACAGGAGAGAAGGCAGUUGUCCGUUUCAGAUUCAUCAAGCAUCCUGAAUACUUGAAGAUCGGAGCCAAGUUGCUCUUCCGUGAAGGAGUCACCAAAGGAAUUGGGCACGUCACUGAUCUCCAAGCCAUUACCACCAAAGAAAAUGGCCUGGAGGAGUCCCUAGGGCCUGGACAACUGAGCUUCUGACUAACACUAGGUCAGAGAGAUCACUCACCAACAACUGGGGAGAAGGAUGUAAGCUCCCCCGGCUCUCCGAGCGAUGCCUGGAGCUGCUGCUGUCCAGUUUUAAUGUGGGCGUCCCUCCUCUUUGCUGUGAGAUGGAGGCUUGGAGAGUUUCUUGCAUUCAGUGCCCUACAUGAGGCAAGUUAAGCAUGUUCUCCACGUUGCCUGCUGUUUUGAUUACCCUGCCCUCCAGAAUAGAUCAGAGGCCUCUGCAGACCUGGGCAGGCAAGUUUUGGCUUUGUUUGCUAUUUGAAAAUUUCUGGUUGGGAGGAGCAGAGCCCUUGAAGACUAGCAGUGAAGGGAUUUUUUUCCCCCCAUCUCUGAUACAAGAUCUGGUUCCAUUCCAGCUUGAUCCUGAGUAGUCCUGCAGCACAUCCCUCUGGGGAGGGGAUGGAAGAGGCCUUGCUACCCACAGUGGGGGCUUGGCUAAACGUUUCGCAAUGCAUUCAGGACAUUUUUAACCAUUUUAAUCUUGAUUGGCUUUAAUCUGCAGUGUCCAUUUGUGUGUUGGUUUUGCAUUACUGUAAUCUGAGUGUCUUACUGUUGGACAAAUGUCCUGUCCUGUUCCCCACACAUAUGCACAUGUACACACUCCUUAAGCCUCCCACUUGUGACUUCUGGGAUGUUGGGGCUGUUCUGAGCAGCACGGCCUCUUGAUGUAACAGCAUGAAGGCAGAAUUUGCACUUAAAUCUGCUCCUUGUAGGAGCUGAGCAGCCUGCUGCCAGAAACAGGAGGCAGUUUAGUGGAGCAAAGCGAGGCCUAGGCCUGUGCUGGCACGUGCUAGCCGAACCUCCAUGGGAAUAACUACAGAUGUCAUCUUCAAGUGAGCAGCAGCAUUUUGCAGUGGACUCCCUGGUACAGCAAUUCCAGGGCCCAGCACAGCUUGCUCCUCGGACACUUGCCUUAAUGUUUGAGCAGGGCAGGCUGUGUUAUUAACACAAAACCAGAUGACUUUUAUUGUAUAGAUGUGAUUUGACAGUGGCGUGAUUUUAGUUCUUGUUCUCCUCAAGGAAGACUUCUUUUCCUUUGCCCUGCCACUGGGGUUUAUUGUUGGAGGAAAGCUGGUGUUGCCAGCAAGGACUCUGUGCAGAAGAAGUGGAGCACAUUUGUUCCUCACUUACUACCAUGUGGUUCCCCAUUUGUGCCCUGUGUGACAGCCUGGAGGGUGCGGCAGAGGCUGUACAGCUGUACAGAGGCUUUUGGUUUUACUGUUGACUGUUAGACCAAAUGUUACCAGCUGUGAGCAACAGUUCUUCAGCCAGCCUUGGAGCAGGGCAUGGUGUCCUGCCAGCCCUGACUGAAGAGAAAGAAGAGGGCCUGUAAUAGCACUUGCUUGCCAAAAUAACCCUACUACGAUCCUGAAAGCAAGUUCCUCUUCUGCUGGGGCUGCUGGCACAGGCAGUGCAUGCGGGGCUGAGUGGCCGUGCUGAUCUGUGGAUGUCUUGGAGCAGCACUUAGCACAUGGGGUGGCUGCACCCACAAAGAGCAUGCUGAAGUGAUGUGAAGUUGGUGAAAAUGUGGUAUAUAUGAAGGGAUGGCAAAAGGUCAUCAUCCCCAUGAAAGAUUCAGAGGCAGCUCAGUAGUGACAGGAGCAGGCCUUACCUGUCUCCUGGGAGGAGAACUGACCCAGCUGGAAACCUGCCUCCUCAUCAGUCCAGUGGUGAGACAGCAUCUACAGGCUCAGGGCAGCUGCAGGAUCCCUUUUCCCUUCCACCCUGGCAGUGGUCUGGGUGUUACAGCAACGUGUUUUUUGACCCGGGCCUGCAAGGAUAAGCCUUAGCUGCCAGCAGACUCUUCCUUUUGGUGCUAGUGGCUCACUGAGAAAACUGCCCUGGGUGGGGGUGUCAAUCCAGCUGUUUGCAGCAGCCCUGGUGUCUUCUGCGCUGAGGCAGACAAACACAGGGUGCAGUGACUGUCUCUGAAACAGCAGGCGGCUGAUCUCAUCUUGUCCCUGCCAUCUGUGGCAUGACCGUUCUUGGUGCCAUGCUCUUCAUAAUUGCUGUUUUGUCAUCUUUAACUUUUCUAAUGCUGGGGGUGACCCCCUGUUCCCCAAGCAUUUAUAUAUAAAUGUACAGAAUAAAGAUGUUUUAUUGAGA
Rhea pennata is the source of this 3960-nucleotide messenger RNA. It is a transcript of the gene GTPBP2, whose product is annotated as GTP binding protein 2. Bases 1 to 1827 code for a protein of 608 amino acids. Gene Ontology annotation, molecular function: GTP binding; GTPase activity; translation elongation factor activity. Gene Ontology annotation, biological process: translational elongation. NCBI's taxonomy places the organism in Eukaryota, Metazoa, Chordata, Aves, Rheiformes, Rheidae. The transcript has 12 exons. The record is from RefSeq and is a predicted model, not a curated record.